This is a messenger RNA of Colletotrichum acutatum, 2751 nucleotides long. RefSeq lists its product as uncharacterized. The coding region runs from base 1 to 2751 and encodes 916 amino acids. The transcript has 3 exons. Gene Ontology annotation, cellular component: cytosol. Lineage: Eukaryota; Fungi; Ascomycota; Sordariomycetes; Glomerellales; Glomerellaceae. The record is from RefSeq and is a predicted model, not a curated record.
AUGGCGGCCACACCGCCGCCGUCUCUGCCGGACCUCGACCUCGAAGAUGGCACCCCGGGCUAUGAGACCAUUGAGGAGCGUUGCUUCUCGGCCGCCCUCAUCUGCCUUGAGGGCCACUACACCAUCCCGCCCAUGGGGCCUCAAACCGCCGCACGGGUCUCAUCAAUGAUUGCCAAAACCCUCGAGAAGACUCAUACCUUCAAGCACGUUAGGGAAACGCUGUCAAGAAACGUCGAGAUAUGGAUCUGGUUGACCAAGAUCUUUGGCGCCGCCAUCCCCAGUCUCACCACCCGCUCAGUGGGCCCGCUGUCGAGCCUCAACGAUCCGGAGAAGGGUGUCACCCCUCAGGAGAGCACUGCCCUCAUUGUGAAGAACCACCACAGCCUCAAGGAUGAUCUAUCCAUCUUGAACAAGCUCAUGCACAUUGCGAGAAACCUGCUGGUCACAUCAGAACCAGAGGUGCCCCAGGACAUUUGUGCCGCGGUUCACUUUGACCAGAUGGUUUAUCAGACCAUCAUACUCUGUGUGAACGUCACAAGCAAGGGCUACGAUGGCGAGAUCUUGGACGAGUCUUCAAGGGCCAAGCUGAAUGAGAUCACCGACAUGUACAAGAAGCUCUUGGUCACAUCCCUUCAACAAGCCCACAACUGGACCGCCAAGAACGACCGCAACAAGAUGUCGUUCUGGUACGACGUGCUUUUUGACGAGGACGCGCAGCUCGACGACCCGCAAGAAGGCAUGGGCGACGGCUCCGGCUUCCGCGUCGACAUUGCCAAAACGGAGAUCCAGCACUGGCUGGAGCGCAACUCACGCAUGUGCGAGACGGCCCGCAGACUCCUCACAGACUACUCCCAGAACAAGUCGCACAACCCGCCGGGCGUCCUCGCGCCCAUCGCGCCCCUGGCGUGGAACUGGUUCCCCGAAGGCCAGGUCAAGGUCCGCGCCGACAACUACGAGGAGGGCGAAAAGGUCAACCCGAGAUGGGACCCCGACAUCGAGGACAAGUUCGAGCAGGACCGCGCCUAUUGCCGUGUAUCCCGCGAGAUCGACACCUGGUGGAUGCGCGCGCGCGACGUGAACUACGACGGCUGGGCGGUCGCCAUGCCCAACGUCGAGUUCGCCAAGACGAGGACGGAGCACUGCAAGAGCAACCUCCUCAACCGGUACACGCCCGUCAUGCGCACCGAGGAGCACGAGGUCGUUGAGGUCGACGAGUCCGAACAGGACCUCGGGCCGGAAGAGGGCUCCGCGGAAGAGUACGCCGAGGGCUACGACGACAUGAUGGACGACGAGGACAUUGACGACGACGAGUCGUACGGCGAGGGUCCCCUGACGGGCCUCCUGACCGAGAUCCCCAACAUCCUCGACCCGAAGCAGAUCGAGGCCCUCCACAUGAUAGUCAAGUCCUGCAUCCUCGACUCGGCCGGCACGGGCCUCACCCGCGCGGGCGAGAACCUCCAAAAGACGCGCUGCCGCAUGUUCCUCGCCCUCGACUGCGGCAAGUCCCUCCUCCGCGAGAUGCUCGUCUUCAUCGCCGUCUGGGAAAAGGACGAGCAGUCCCUCAUCUUCCAAAUCACCUCGCAGCUCAUCGAAGCCCUCCACCACUCGGCCCUCGUCCCCUACGCCUGGAACUCGCUCCGCAUACCAAAGGACAUCAUCUCCCCCGCCCAGACCGUCCUCCUCCGCCUCGUCAACCACAUCUUCCGCAGCCGCAUCAGCAACCCCCCGCAAGACAAAAAGGACCAGGAGCGCGACGUCAAGCUCGUCAUGUUCUUCUUCAGCUUCUUCCGCAGCCGCAUCGUCCCCGAGUGCGUCGCCCUCAUGCACCUCCAGGCCCAGAUCCGCGAGGACAACGUCGACCCGGCCGAGUUCCCCGUCGACACCUGGGACAUGGAGCGUGCCAAGGACGGCCUGGCGCAGUACCUCGACUUCCUCACCACCGCCUCCGAGAUUGCCGAGUCGAGGAAGAAGCUCAUCGAGUGGGAGGCCGUCUACGACCUCAUCACCCUCCUCAACGGCCUCGAAGCAGGCGUCCCCAAGAAACCCCUCGUCGACGCCGUCCCCUCCCGCAACAGACCUCCUCCCGCCGCGGCAGCAUCACCCCCCUCAGACCAACACUCCCAAUCCUCAUCGCAGCAACCCGGCGGCGGCACCCCCAUCAUCGAACGCCCUUACUCAACCACCGACUCCCUUCCCCCCUCGCCACCACCACCCUCCCUCUCCGACCCAGCCCACAAAUACCCCUGGUCCGGCAUCAAAGGCCAAAUCUUCACCAUCCUCGCCACCCUCCUCCAACCGCCCCCGGGGCACUCCACCCCCGGAAACCCAGACGUACAAACCCAAAUGGUGAACCACAACGGCAUCGUACCCCUCCUAAACUGCUGCGCCUACGACGACCACAACCCGUUCGCCAAAGAGCGCGUCACAAUCUGCCUCAAAUGGCUCCUCGACGGCUGCGAGGCGGCCAACAACUUCUUCCGCGAGCUCGUCAACCUCGCGCCCGCGCCGAACCUGCGGCCGCCGCCUGGCGGGACGACCGUCUCGACGAUUCGUGUUGAUGGGAUUCAGGGGGAGGUUAAAGUGCAGGUGCGGUCUAAUUCGGCGCCUGCUGGUGACGGAGAGGAUGGUGGAAGUGGCGGUGGUGGGAAGCAGCAUGUUCAUGACCCGUACGGGUUGGCGGAGGGCGCGGCCAAGAUGAAUCUGAGGUCUAACCACAGCAGCGAGCCCUUUAGCGAGGAUGAUUUCAUGUAG